Fundulus heteroclitus (mummichog) is the source of this 3165-nucleotide messenger RNA. Its product is annotated as calcium-binding mitochondrial carrier protein SCaMC-1-like. The record is from RefSeq and is a predicted model, not a curated record. Gene Ontology annotation, cellular component: mitochondrial inner membrane. Lineage: Eukaryota; Metazoa; Chordata; Actinopteri; Cyprinodontiformes; Fundulidae. Gene Ontology annotation, biological process: transmembrane transport. Gene Ontology annotation, molecular function: calcium ion binding; ATP transmembrane transporter activity. Bases 182 to 1348 code for a protein of 388 amino acids. The transcript has 10 exons.
GUGUCUUGAGGGAAAAGUACAUUUAACUUAAUACCGACAGUGAUAGCAUGGUUAUUAAAGACGUUUUCUGCCAUUUUUACCAAACAAGCUACAGCUGGUGAAAAUCGUGUCGUCCGGAGACCGAAACCAAGAUGGGUGUUUGGACUUCAAUGAGUUUGCCAAAUAUCUGAAGGAGCAUGAGAUGAAGCUGUUGCUGACGUUCAAGAGUCUGGACAGAAACAACGAUGGGCGCAUCGAUGCCACGGAGAUCCAGCAGGCCCUGGCGGAGCUGGGCAUGCACAUCAGCAGGGAGGGUGCCCGGAGGAUCUUACACAGCAUGGACAUCGAUGGGACCAUGAUGGUGGACUGGAACGAGUUCAGAGAGCACUUCCUGCUGUACCCUGCCUUCAACCUGGAAGAGAUCAUCCGCUACUGGAAGCACUCAUCGGUGCUGGACAUCGGCGACAGUCUGUCCAUCCCGGACGAGUUUACGGAGGAGGAGAAGCGGUCGGACGAGUGGUGGAAGCAGCUGGUUGCAGGGGCGGUGGCGGGCGCCGUCUCCCGCACGGGUACAGCCCCUCUGGACAGGCUCAAGGUCUUCAUGCAGGUUCAUUCUUCCAAAACUAACAAGAUAAGCCUGAUGGGAGGCCUCAGACAGAUGAUUGUAGAAGGAGGCCUGAUGUCACUGUGGAGAGGGAACGGGAUCAACGUCUUAAAGAUCGCACCUGAGACCGCCAUCAAAUUCAUGGCAUACGAACAAUAUAAGAAGUUGUUGACUUCAGAAGGGAAGAAGAUAGAGACCCAUAAGAGGUUCAUGGCAGGGUCGCUGGCCGGGGCCACGGCGCAGACGGCCAUCUACCCAAUGGAGGUUUUAAAGACUCGGUUGACCUUGAGGAAAACUGGCCAAUACGCAGGAAUGUUUGACUGUGCCAAGAAGAUCCUGAGGAAGGAGGGCGUCAUUGCUUUUUAUAAGGGCUACAUUCCAAACUUAAUAGGCAUUAUUCCCUACGCAGGGAUAGACCUCGCUGUUUAUGAGACCCUGAAGAACACCUGGUUGUCAUAUCACGCCAAAGACUCCGCUAACCCUGGAGUUCUGGUGCUGCUGGGCUGCGGGACCAUCUCCAGUACCUGCGGCCAGCUCGCCAGCUACCCUCUGGCUCUAGUACGCACGCGGAUGCAGGCGCAAGCGUCUCUGGAUGUGUCUGACCAGCCCUCCAUGAGUUCCCUGCUGAGGACGAUUGUAGCCAAAGAUGGUUUCUUUGGGCUCUACCGGGGCAUCCUGCCAAAUUUCAUGAAAGUCAUUCCUGCUGUCAGCAUCAGCUAUGUGGUUUACGAGUACAUGAAGACUGGCUUAGGGAUCUCAAAAUGAUAACUGCGAGCAGCAGAGCAGAGACACCCCCGCAGUAUUUAUUAGACUUGAAAACAAAACAAAAAAAUCUCCAUAGCAUACAGAGCAUGACUUUAUGGGUUCACUGAAUGGAAAGCUGUAUGUGUGUUUUUAAGAAUUGCCUGCCAGUAGUGUUUUAACCAAUUGUGGUGCGCAUGCUUUAUUUUUAAUCUUUAAGGUUGCACAUUUCACACCCCUGAAGACGCAGUCGACAACCGAUGCUUGACAAAGAUAUUUCUGUAGAUAAAACCUACCGAUCGUUUUAUUUAUGCCACUUGUUUUAGGUUAUGAUGAAAAAAAAAAAGACACAAUGUGAUUUUUUAAAAAUAUAUAAAUAUAUCUAAGAGAAGAAGAUUUUCUCUCCAAGGAAAGUUGGAUCUUAUCCUAAGCUACACUCUUUUCACGAUCAGAAAAGUAACACUAAGUCUGCUUAAAUGUGUACAUGUCCACACACUGGAGAUCCCAUUUCUCACUUUUAAGUUGAAAAACCACUCCUCCCCUUCUAAGGACAUCCGCUUCACACCAGCAGGGCUCCAACCAGCAGCUGUGGGCUAAACAGAACUAGGCCUCAAAAAAAAAUAUCCAUACCUAUUAACACUGGAACCGCGUGUGCACAGCGGCACACUUCUCGUGCAACGUGAAGCCCUGCGUGCUCCAUCGUUAUUUACAUGUGCCUUACAGCCUCUUGAUGCAAACCUCGGAGAUGAGUUUUUUUCAGCUAUAUGAACUGUAUUUAUGAACUGUAUAUCUAAUUGUUUUCAGGUAUGCAUAUUUAUUGGACUGAUUGACAAAAACUGUUAAUAGACUGAAGUACCUGUAAAAGCUCAAACUGUGUCACGUGUCUCUUAUUUUCAAUCAGAAAGACUGUAAGCAUGCACAACAGGGGUAACUUUUUGUUGUUUUGUGAAACUAAAAGAUGAUUUUAUUAUUUUUUUUCAAAGCAAACAUGACAGUGUUAUCUCUUUGUGAUUUCAAGGCUUAGAGUACAGCAAUAGUUAGCAGUUUUAGUGUCAAUCAGGAAGACUUUACAUUCAAAUUUAAGGUUUGUUUUUUACUGGAAUACGGUGUUGUAAAGUUGGCAGACCUACACAAGCGGUUAGUAGAGAUUAAUUUCUCCUAGCUGAUAUCAAACUAAAAACAACAACAAAAAAAUGGACAAAUUGUAAAGACUGCUGACAGAGACAGAGCCAAACUGAGACUAAUAAAUGAAUGGUGGUUAGGUUUGAAAGUUUUAGGACUCCCUGUCUCUAAGAUGGAGUUACCCUGCAACAUUUUAUGAACAGAUUUUUAUCAGAUACAAAUAUUUAACAGUUUACAUUUGAUUCUGUCACCUUUCCUUUAUUUAUUUUUUAUUUUAGAGCUUUUUUCCCCCCUACAUUUUUAUGUGUAGAAAUUAUAUUUACUAUUUUUUUUUUUUUUUUGCAAAAUAAGGUUACACAUAAACAUAACUAUGGAAAUUCAUCUUAUAAGGAUUAAAGAACAAAAUGUGAUUAUUUUUUUUGUGUGUGUGUGUGUGUUCCAGUCUGACAGAGUUUCAAAGGGCUGCUGAUUUCACAUCAUUGCAUUUUGAUUUUAUGGUGGACUGAGUUUGAAUGACCAAAAUGUGAACGGAACAGCAUAUUUUUUUUUUUUUGUUGAAUGUUAGAAGUGGUAAAGACUGGGAAACUAAGUUUUUAUCUAACAUACUGAAAAUGUUUUUUAAACUUUGUAACAGAACAAUAUCAGUUGCAUAAAAGCUUUAUAUUGCAUGGAGACAUGUAAUUAAGAGUCAAAUAAAUGUGGUGGAGUGGAAAGUAAAA